UACAAGGGACGCUUGAGCGGUCGCCAUGCCUAAAGUAGGCAGUAUGUAACGGCUAAGAAGUUGGCAACACUAUGAGCCGUUUUAUGAAGCGCUACGUUAACCGUAUUAAUGUGAAAUUGCAACUUAUAUAUAAUUGUAUGAAGGGCUUCGAAGUGCAUCGUAUGUUAGAUACCAUAGCUUAGCUAACCGCUAGCUAACUCUACUGUCCCCCAGUGCAGGAUGGAACAGUCCCAAACGGGGUGAGCCGCUGCUAAAAUAAGGUGUAAACAUGUAGCUAACAUAAGAGCGUCAGCAUAACGAUGUGGAAACGAGGCGGUCGAAGCUCCGCUCUGGACCGAGCUCAAGCGCAGCUGUCCGCCAAGAGGAACAGGGGAGACGUGGAGUCUGUUCAGGGGUCCACAGGAAACACAGGUGCUGUGGGUGGAUCUUUAAAAAACAAAUCCGCUUCUUCGAGUACACACCCUUUAUUGUCAGAUCUGAGUGACCUGCCCUCGGUCAGCUCAGCUCCUGAGCAUGCAGGUGACACCAUGCUGGGCUCUGCUGCUGCUAGUGGGAAGACCCAGGCAAGAGAGGGGCUGUCGACCACGUAUCUCAGACCUCAGGGCUCUCCGGGUGGAGGAGGGAGCAGGUUCUUGAAGAAGGCUCCACUACCUGCAACCAUCAGCAGCCAGUCACCUGUCAGCAAGAGCCACAUGCAGCAGGUGCCUGAACACAGAAAUGUGUCAUCUUCCCAGCGGGGCUCCCAGACUGCUGCUUUGAGUAGGCUGGCUCAGAUAGAGAGCCGCAUCCGCAGCCGCAAACCGGUUGCGGUUCAGGUUCAGGAACAGGUCAGACAGGGGCCAAAACCUGCAGAGAAUCUAAAUUCAGACGUGGAAGUCUCUCCAGAACCAGCCGCCCGGUCCCUGGAGGCCCCUGUGCAACUCUCAGCACAGUCCAGCAGUAACCAGAUACGUUUCCUCAAGAACAAGACGGCUGUAGCUGGUAACAAUAUUACUACGGCUGCUGCUAGGUCGCCAAAGGGCGCCGAUAUUGGUGUCAGGUCCAGAGCUGCUGAUGCCGUAGUACCUUUGGCGGGUUUGGAGACAAUGUCAGUGAGAGGAGUGAGUGGUGUCAGUCUGGAAAGUGAUGAAGAGGACAUGAGGAAACUUCUUGGAGACUCGUUGGAUUCGGUAGACAACAGCUUCUUGAUACCAGGGAGACACUCUUCUAUAAGAACAGCAGACAAGAUGGCCCACUCCUCACCUCCUCCCGCUGCUGUCCCUCCCUCAUCAUCCUCAAACAGAGCACCCCCCCGCUCCCCAGCCUCUCCUCCUCGCCAUAGGUCUCCUUUUCGAUUCACCGGUCAGGCUCAGGCCCACUUCAGCCCCUCUGUGCUCUCCCCAUCCCCCUCUCCUCCCUGUGACUCCCCUCACGGGGCAGGGAGUCUACCACAGCGUUCCCUCUCCUCCAUGUCAGGCCGCGGGGAGGUGCUUUCUCUGGAGGAGCUCUUCUCUGAAGAUCCCCUCAGUGAGAUGAGUGCAGUUACCUCUGAAGAUGGACAACAAGACUUCAAGAUUAAUGUGAUGACAUUAGACGACCUUGGAUUUCCUGAGAGAACGUCAGGAGAGGAGAGAGAAGUCAAACACAGCCUCCAUCCUCCUGAAUCCCCCAACAGACAUCAAGAGCGGCCCCAACUGAACAAGAAGGAGAAGAAAGACGAGCAGCAGGAGGAGGACGCGUUGGACUAUCAAAGUGACUUUGAGAGCGAGAGCCGGACAGAGCCUGAUCACAGUGUCAGCCAUGUUUCAGAGCACUUGCAAGCAGAUGGAGAUGAAGAGGAGGCGGUGGUAUCGGAGGUCAGAGAGGAGGGUUCGCAUUCAGACGUGUCCCGUGGGAGGACAGGAGACGAUUACUCGAGCACUCCCUCGGACACAAGUCGCUCCUGGACCUCAGAUCACAGUCAAAGACUCAGCAAAAGCAGCGACUCCAGAUCCUGCCGAUCCUCUUCAUCACGUGGCAGCCGGACAUUACCUCGCCAGUCAAGGAGACGUGCUUCAGCUAGAAAGGUUUUAAAAGAAACGGCAGUACAGACUCAGCCUGAUCUUCUGGCUUACACGUGGCCCGCCGGUGUGGCUGCUUUGGGUCCUGCAGUGGCCAUGACUUACAUGGAUCCCACCCCGGCGGUUGCUUAUACUCUCAGUGCAGAGAUGGUGGAAGCUCUCAGCAUCUCCAACCCAGCAGCAUUUGCACUCAAUGAAAUGCUGAAACAGCAGCUUGCCAUGACACGGCGCUUCAUUGAAAGCAGGCGACGCCUUCACUCCAGCCUGGUGCAGAGCCUGGGACCACCCAGCUACAGAUACACCACGCUGGAGGACACCAAGGAGUACAUUCGUGAGCACAGACCUCCCAAACUGAAAAUGGAGGAAGCGUUAGAAGAGGUGCUGCAGGAGAUGAGAGACUACCAUCAUAUCUGACCGCUGGUACUGAAAGUCCCGGAUUACUGAACAGCAGACAUUAUGCCAUGCCCUUUUUUAAAUCAUAAUUAAAUCAUAUUUUUUCUAACAUGGAAGAAUUGUGACAUUUGGUGGUUAUAAAUCAUAGAACAUUCCAUAAAGAUUUGAAUGAUUUUAACAAUUUCACCUGCUUUACCUUUUCCGACGGGGAACUUAAGACGUUAUCUAGGCUCUCUUCAAAGCCACCAGGCGAUCUUUGGAGGUUUUAAGGAUUAGUUUGAAUUCAUUAAAGUCAAAAAAUAAACUAACCGAUCGAGUCAGCGGUAGACCAACAACUAUCGUGUUCUGCAGGGUUAAGUUCUGGUCAGUGGAGUCCUCUGGCUUUGAAAAGAGCAUAUAUGGAUAUAACGGCUUCAGCUCUCUGAAGGCAAGAUAAAGUAUUCUAAAUAUAGCGUACACUUAAAACUUUACAGUUACUAGAGUGACUCAAGAUGUAUAUCUGGCAUAGAAUACCUCAAAUUAUAUUUUUCUUGUAUAUUGUAAAAUGUACUUUUAGAUUGAGACAAAGUAAAGUCACCGUCUGCAUUACAACUUACUGUAUUUAACUCAAGAGUAAAGGUCCUCACCAUAGGACGCCACACGAGUUCAUUCAUAAAUAAGCAACUGUUCAAAUAAAGACACCUGCAGGUGAAGUAACAAAAUGUUUAUUUAAAAAAUAACAUGGACAUAGUAUGUAUACAGGCAUACCAGAUUUUCCAGUCUUCAUCGGCAACAGUAACUUCAAAUUCUAAUGAUAAGAGCAGGAUUUGACACGAUCUAAAGACAAACUCCAGGAACAUUUAUUGGUGAUGGGGGGGUGAAGGCACAAAUUCAGCUUGCAGUGGGAGUCGUCAGAAGAGGUCAUUGAAUGGGUAGUGAGGAUGUCCUGCAUCCCUGGGGACUCGUUUUCCUUCCACCUGCAGCACCCAAACCAAACGUUGAUGCUUCUCUCUUUACCUCCACAUAACACUUUCUCUGUUACAUUAUCCUUCAACCCAUCAGGGCAUUGAGGAGUAACACUUGCACUAUUGUGAUCACAGGCACCCAUUCAUUAUAUAUUAUAUCACAACUGAGCUUGAUCAAUAUAACGUUUUCAAGUUGACUGCAAACAAUAUCAAUAGCAACCAUUAAGCAGGUAACUUAAAUACAUCGUGUUCUACUCAUUAAACAGAGCAUACAUGAAGCCCACUUACUUGGAUCAUUGGUAGAAUGUAGCGCCAGCCUUUGUUCAGGGCUGUAAUGCUCUUCAUUUCCUCGGCUUCGAGGGUAAAGUCAAACACCUUGACGACAAACACAAAGAGGUCGACACAUCACAACACGCUGGCUAUUGUUCCACCAAAACAUGAUUCACAAUCUGCACAGCUUUUUCAGCAUAAUUUGCUUUCAAUUACUUGCAGGCAAGAAUGGAGCCUUAAUGAGAUAUUCUAUAGUUCAGAAAAUCUCAUUAAGAAGGCUGUUUUUUAAUUGCCUCAUUGUUCGGAGAUGAAUUGCCGGACUGAGAUUUGACUCCACCUGAAGGUUUUCUUUGAUCCGGGACUCUGUCACACUCUUGGGGAUCGUCACCACGCCUCGUUGUGUCUGCCACCUGCAAACACAACAAACUGGUGUUGAAAUGUACAACACUACAGCAAUGAUUUGGAAAAGAACUAGUGGUAAAGCACACAGGAUUUCUGGUAGUAGGAAUGCGAACAUGUUUGCCACAUCAGCUUCAUGCUGCAUCCUGAUAAUACCGUACGUCACUGUUGGGUUUACAGCCCGGUGCAUGAGCCUCAAGUGGCCAAAAGGUGUAUUACUGCGACUUUAGCCAUUGACUGUAUUUCUGAACCACAGCACCGAUUUAAUGUGUAUUUAAACUGCUCACUGCUUUUGAUACAAGAAAUACUUUUACAUAUUAAACUCUCACGACACAGCCAUUUUUCUCCUUUUGCACUUAUUCUGUGGUUGCCUUCAAUAACGACUGUACAGCUUAAAUACUACGUGGAAUCAAUUUAAAAAUGCUAAAUACAGAAACAAACCUUUAGAAACUUCAGUAUUUGGCUGAUGUUGAUGUGAAACUGCCAAUGUGCACAACAAAGUGCUGUUUAAUAAAGCAGAUGGAUGCAUAUGUGAUCAACAUGUGAAAACCUUUAA
Messenger RNA from Anarrhichthys ocellatus (wolf-eel), 4601 nucleotides. RefSeq names its product chromosome unknown C19orf44 homolog (gene cunh19orf44). The record is from RefSeq and is a predicted model, not a curated record. The coding region runs from base 300 to 2453 and encodes 717 amino acids. NCBI's taxonomy places the organism in Eukaryota, Metazoa, Chordata, Actinopteri, Perciformes, Anarhichadidae. The transcript is spliced from 11 exons.